UGCUCUCUCUCUCUCCCCACCCUCUGUUCUUCAUCUCCCUCCCCUCUCUCUCCACCUCUCUCAUCAUUGUGAAGGUGGUGUGAGUGGCAGGGCUAGGAGGAAGACACACAGCAUUAGCACGGGCAUCCCCAGCAUCAUCACUCAGCAUCCCUUCACCUAAAAGGACAGAAUGGCAGAGGGCUCAGUAUCAGAAGCAGAGUUAGAGACGGCCUUCAAGAAGUUUGCCAUUCAUGGGGACACCAAGGCUACUGGGAAGGAGAUGAACGGCAAGAACUUUGCCAAACUCUGCAAGGACUGCCGGGUUAUCGAUGGCAAGAACGUCACCGCCACCGACGUGGACAUCGUCUUCACUAAAGUCAAGGCGAAGACAGCUCGUGUGAUCACCUUUGAGCAGUUCAGCCAGGCCCUGUCAGAGUUGGCCCCGAAACGUUUCAAAGGGAAGGGCCAGGAGGAGACGCUGCAGCAGCUCUAUGGCCUCAUAGCAGGGAAGGAGCCCUCCAACGCGGGCGUCACCAAAGUGGCCAAGGCAGCGGCUGUGGACAGACUGACAGACACCACCAAAUUCACGGGGGCACACAAGGAGCGUUUUGACGAGACUGGCAAAGGGAAGGGCAAGGCUGGGCGAGAGGAGAUCCCAGAUGCCAGUGGCUAUGUGGGGGCCUACAAGGGCAAGGGCACCUAUGAGGAUAAGGUCAAGGAAGCAUAGGCAGGAUAGAGGAAACAGAGAGAGAGAGCAGAGCUACUCAGACCCUACCAUUUACCCCAAAGACCCCCUAAAUACUGGACUUUCAAUUAGAACUGAGAACUGAACAGGUAUAGGAGGAUGGACUGUUCAGUCACUGGAUGCCAUAGUAUCAGGGGAGGCCACCAUUGUCAAUAAUAAUUUCUUCUUAACGGACUUGCCUAGUUAAAUAAAGGUUACAUUUAAAAAUGAUAAAUAUAUCCUCAGAGUUACAGGGUGGGGUUGGGGUGGUAGGAUGGAGAGGGCAGGUGUAACGCUUCCAGUGGGGAGUAAACCUGAAUAUGAAACAUUACCUGUAUUAGUUGAUAAAGAAUAAUGAUUUCGUAGGGAGAAAAUGUACUUAAAUAAUCUAUAUACUCCCCCUUCGUAAAUGCUCCAGCCCAACCCCUGACCCCAUCCCUCCCAGCUUUACUAAACACCUCAGUCAGCACACUUAUUACUACAGGAAGUAACUCAGCUCCCUACUACUACAGGAAAUAACUCAGCUCCCUACUACUACAGGAAGUAACUCAGCUCCCUACUACUACAGGAAAUAACUCAGCUCCCUACUACUACAGGAAGUAACUCAGCUCCCUACUACUACAGGAAGUAACUCAGCUCCCUACUACUACAGGAAGUAACUCAGCUCCCUACUACUACAGGAAGUAACUCAGCUCCCUACUACUACAGGAAGUAACUCAGCUUCCUAAUACUAUACACAUUGUGCCUUAUCAUUGAGGUUGCUUCUAACACUAAUGCCCUGGUAUUAUGCACUUCUUUCACCCACAUCCUUCUCAACUGAUGUACAUAGCUUCAUCUGCUCUGCUAUAAUAACUGUAUAUUGGAAAUGUAAAUGGAUGAAUUAAUAAAUACAUUAUUAGAUUAAGUAAUAGAUUAAUGAAUGGUGAAUACAUUCAAAUAUAUAUCAACUGUAUCUGGACAUUAUAGUCCUUUGCUUGUGCUGUAGAUUGGACACAUGGAAUAAGAGACAGAUGAGUCCUCUCCUCCUCUGAGAAGAUGAGAACACUGUCUGUUGGAGGACUGGGAGCCUCCUGACUGCACUGCAUUGUUGUUCUGUCCUUCCUGAUCACUGUCCAGUCUAGCUGUGUCUCCCUCUGUUCUGAAGAGCUGGAAAAUACUAUGUAAACGCUCAAAUAAAUCACUGAGCAGCAAAUCAGA
Oncorhynchus keta (chum salmon) is the source of this 1900-nucleotide messenger RNA. RefSeq names its product tubulin polymerization-promoting protein family member 3-like. Gene Ontology annotation, biological process: positive regulation of protein polymerization; microtubule polymerization; microtubule bundle formation. Gene Ontology annotation, cellular component: microtubule. Bases 170 to 706 code for a protein of 178 amino acids. Gene Ontology annotation, molecular function: tubulin binding. The transcript has 4 exons. Lineage: Eukaryota; Metazoa; Chordata; Actinopteri; Salmoniformes; Salmonidae. The record is from RefSeq and is a predicted model, not a curated record.